This is a messenger RNA of Drosophila simulans, 1353 nucleotides long. RefSeq names its product spaetzle-processing enzyme. Lineage: Eukaryota; Metazoa; Arthropoda; Insecta; Diptera; Drosophilidae. The coding region runs from base 126 to 1163 and encodes 345 amino acids. Gene Ontology annotation, biological process: proteolysis. The transcript is spliced from 3 exons. The record is from RefSeq and is a predicted model, not a curated record. Gene Ontology annotation, molecular function: serine-type endopeptidase activity.
UAUGUGUGACGUAGUUUUCGGGAAUUUCAUUCGGAUUCGUUAUCAAGUAACUUUGGAAACAUCCGGAAUGCCUUUUUGCGGUUGAGAGGAUAAGUUAGUUUCACUUGAACUCUCGACGGCUCAACAUGUUCACUUGCAUUCCGUUCGCACUCGUAGUCCUAUUCAUUCAACUUUCAUAUUCAACGAAAUUUGACUGCUAUCCGGAUGAGAAGUACGUUUACCUGUUUGAGUGCCCCCAUGUAUAUAACUCUGGCAUGUCCAGGACAUUGAUGAGGGAGUAUGACAUGGAUGCCUGGUGGCCGUUCCAGAGGAUCUGUUGCCCCCCGCCUGGCAAUAGGCUUCCAAGCCCAGAGAUCUGCGUCCGAAGAUCACUUGCAUACCGAAUUGUGGGUGGUUUGGAUGCAAAACCAAACGAAUACCCCUGGUUGGCCAUGCUCCUGUACCUGAAUAAACUCACCUUGGAGAUCACACCCUCCUGCACGGGCUCCUUGAUCAACAAUCGCUAUGUCCUGACCUCAGCCCACUGUGUAUAUGGAUUUUCAAGUCACUUGUCGCUGAAAAGAGUACGUCUCGGCGAGCAUAACACCGCCUAUGAUCCAGGAUACAAUCGGGUCUGCAGGGACCAUAACAACCAUUGUGCCCUUCCAAAUCUGGAGAUCGGAUUCGAGAGGAUCAUAGUGCACGGGGAAUACAAAGGCAUUAGCGAAUGGAAAACCGAAUACGACAUCGCCCUCGUACGACUCAAAAUGCCAGUGCGCUAUAGGACAGGCAUCCUGCCCAUAUGUAUUCCAAAGCACGGCCUCUUCGCGGAAUCCCAAUUUGAAAUAGCCGGAUGGGGCAAAACGAAUGAAUUUAGUCAAUUUAGUAAAGUACUGAAGCACGGAUUCAUCCGGAAAAGGAAAAUGGGAAGGUGCGCAUCCAUGUUUCCGCAUCUGCGCUUAAGCAACAGCUUACAAAUCUGUGCCGGCGGCGACAGUGCCGUCGAUACCUGCGAUGGGGAUUCCGGCUCACCGCUGAUGGUCACGAUGCCCAAUGGUAGUGUUUACUUGGCUGGCAUCACCUCCUUUGGCGGUGAAAAUUGCGGCCAGAUUGGACGUCCUGCAGUUUACACCAGAACCAGUGCAUUCCUGCCAUGGAUAAAUGAGGCAUUGAAUAUUGAAUAAUGGUGAGACAGUUUAAAGUGGAUUAGUUUUAUUUUUGUCAAAAGAACUCGUAAAAUAUACACAAAUACACGCAGGUAAAUACUGUUACGAUUACAAGAAACCCCACAACACGCAAAUGACGAUAAAUUACAAUAGUGACUGUUGACAGAGACAUUGAGAGAAAGAGAUUGGCUGGCGCGGGCAGCUCCGG